Molecule: messenger RNA, 363 nt
Organism: Macrosiphum euphorbiae (potato aphid)
Lineage: Eukaryota; Metazoa; Arthropoda; Insecta; Hemiptera; Aphididae
Source: the annotation of a GenBank genome assembly
AUGCAUUUGUUGGUUUUUGGCGAUUUACUGCAACUGCCACCUGUCAGUGAUGGUCCCGUUUUCGGGCCUGUUCCAACAGAAACUUUAAAUAAAUGUGUACAAUCCGUUGCUCCCGUACAUUUGUGGUCUCUACUGGAUUACGAUGAAUUACGAAUAAAUAUGCGUCAAAAAGAUGAUGGCACUUACAAAACAAUUCUUGCCAAUUUGCGAGUAGGCACUGUGAGUGAUGCUGAUACGAACAUUUUAAAAACACGUGUGAUUAAUUUGAAUUUCCAUAAUCCAGGUGAAAGAUUAUACAAACUUUGUGAUUACGUGAAAGCUCUUAGUGAUGCUGUUUGCAUAAUGCCUACAAAUGAUAUGUGA